Closterium sp. Naga37s-1 is the source of this 7515-nucleotide messenger RNA. Lineage: Eukaryota; Viridiplantae; Streptophyta; Zygnematophyceae; Desmidiales; Closteriaceae. The record is from the annotation of a GenBank genome assembly.
AUGGUGGUGCGCGUUGCACGCAUGGUGGUGCGCGUUGCACGCAUGGUGGUGCGCGUUGCACGCAUGGUGGUGCGCGUUGCACGCAUGGUGGUGCGCGUUGCACGCAUGGUGGUGCGCGUUGCACGCAUGGUGGUGCGCGUUGCACGCAUGGUGGUGCGCGUUGCACGCAUGGUGGUGCGCGUUGCACGCAUGGUGGUGCGCGUUGCACGCAUGGUGGUGCGCGUUGCACGCAUGGUGGUGCGCGUUGCACGCAUGGUGGUGCGCGUUGCACGCAUGGUGGUGCGCGUUGCACGCAUGGUGGUGCGCGUUGCACGCAUGGUGGUGCGCGUUGCACGCAUGGUGGUGCGCGUUGCACGCAUGGUGGUGCGCGUUGCACGCAUGGUGGUGCGCGUUGCACGCAUGGUGGUGCGCGUUGCACGCAUGGUGGUGCGCGUUGCACGCAUGGUGGUGCGCGUUGCACGCAUGGUGGUGCGCGUUGCACGCAUGGUGGUGCGCGUUGCACGCAUGGUGGUGCGCGUUGCACGCAUGGUGGUGCGCGUUGCACGCAUGGUGGUGCGCGUUGCACGCAUGGUGGUGCGCGUUGCACGCAUGGUGGUGCGCGUUGCACGCAUGGUGGUGCGCGUUGCACGCAUGGUGGUGCGCGUUGCACGCAUGGUGGUGCGCGUUGCACGCAUGGUGGUGCGCGUUGCACGCAUGGUGGUGCGCGUUGCACGCAUGGUGGUGCGCGUUGCACGCAUGGUGGUGCGCGUUGCACGCAUGGUGGUGCGCGUUGCACGCAUGGUGGUGCGCGUUGCACGCAUGGUGGUGCGCGUUGCACGCAUGGUGGUGCGCGUUGCACGCAUGGUGGUGCGCGUUGCACGCAUGGUGGUGCGCGUUGCACGCAUGGUGGUGCGCGUUGCACGCAUGGUGGUGCGCGUUGCACGCAUGGUGGUGCGCGUUGCACGCAUGGUGGUGCGCGUUGCACGCAUGGUGGUGCGCGUUGCACGCAUGGUGGUGCGCGUUGCACGCAUGGUGGUGCGCGUUGCACGCAUGGUGGUGCGCGUUGCACGCAUGGUGGUGCGCGUUGCACGCAUGGUGGUGCGCGUUGCACGCAUGGUGGUGCGCGUUGCACGCAUGGUGGUGCGCGUUGCACGCAUGGUGGUGCGCGUUGCACGCAUGGUGGUGCGCGUUGCACGCAUGGUGGUGCGCGUUGCACGCAUGGUGGUGCGCGUUGCACGCAUGGUGGUGCGCGUUGCACGCAUGGUGGUGCGCGUUGCACGCAUGGUGGUGCGCGUUGCACGCAUGGUGGUGCGCGUUGCACGCAUGGUGGUGCGCGUUGCACGCAUGGUGGUGCGCGUUGCACGCAUGGUGGUGCGCGUUGCACGCAUGGUGGUGCGCGUUGCACGCAUGGUGGUGCGCGUUGCACGCAUGGUGGUGCGCGUUGCACGCAUGGUGGUGCGCGUUGCACGCAUGGUGGUGCGCGUUGCACGCAUGGUGGUGCGCGUUGCACGCAUGGUGGUGCGCGUUGCACGCAUGGUGGUGCGCGUUGCACGCAUGGUGGUGCGCGUUGCACGCAUGGUGGUGCGCGUUGCACGCAUGGUGGUGCGCGUUGCACGCAUGGUGGUGCGCGUUGCACGCAUGGUGGUGCGCGUUGCACGCAUGGUGGUGCGCGUUGCACGCAUGGUGGUGCGCGUUGCACGCAUGGUGGUGCGCGUUGCACGCAUGGUGGUGCGCGUUGCACGCAUGGUGGUGCGCGUUGCACGCAUGGUGGUGCGCGUUGCACGCAUGGUGGUGCGCGUUGCACGCAUGGUGGUGCGCGUUGCACGCAUGGUGGUGCGCGUUGCACGCAUGGUGGUGCGCGUUGCACGCAUGGUGGUGCGCGUUGCACGCAUGGUGGUGCGCGUUGCACGCAUGGUGGUGCGCGUUGCACGCAUGGUGGUGCGCGUUGCACGCAUGGUGGUGCGCGUUGCACGCAUGGUGGUGCGCGUUGCACGCAUGGUGGUGCGCGUUGCACGCAUGGUGGUGCGCGUUGCACGCAUGGUGGUGCGCGUUGCACGCAUGGUGGUGCGCGUUGCACGCAUGGUGGUGCGCGUUGCACGCAUGGUGGUGCGCGUUGCACGCAUGGUGGUGCGCGUUGCACGCAUGGUGGUGCGCGUUGCACGCAUGGUGGUGCGCGUUGCACGCAUGGUGGUGCGCGUUGCACGCAUGGUGGUGCGCGUUGCACGCAUGGUGGUGCGCGUUGCACGCAUGGUGGUGCGCGUUGCACGCAUGGUGGUGCGCGUUGCACGCAUGGUGGUGCGCGUUGCACGCAUGGUGGUGCGCGUUGCACGCAUGGUGGUGCGCGUUGCACGCAUGGUGGUGCGCGUUGCACGCAUGGUGGUGCGCGUUGCACGCAUGGUGGUGCGCGUUGCACGCAUGGUGGUGCGCGUUGCACGCAUGGUGGUGCGCGUUGCACGCAUGGUGGUGCGCGUUGCACGCAUGGUGGUGCGCGUUGCACGCAUGGUGGUGCGCGUUGCACGCAUGGUGGUGCGCGUUGCACGCAUGGUGGUGCGCGUUGCACGCAUGGUGGUGCGCGUUGCACGCAUGGUGGUGCGCGUUGCACGCAUGGUGGUGCGCGUUGCACGCAUGGUGGUGCGCGUUGCACGCAUGGUGGUGCGCGUUGCACGCAUGGUGGUGCGCGUUGCACGCAUGGUGGUGCGCGUUGCACGCAUGGUGGUGCGCGUUGCACGCAUGGUGGUGCGCGUUGCACGCAUGGUGGUGCGCGUUGCACGCAUGGUGGUGCGCGUUGCACGCAUGGUGGUGCGCGUUGCACGCAUGGUGGUGCGCGUUGCACGCAUGGUGGUGCGCGUUGCACGCAUGGUGGUGCGCGUUGCACGCAUGGUGGUGCGCGUUGCACGCAUGGUGGUGCGCGUUGCACGCAUGGUGGUGCGCGUUGCACGCAUGGUGGUGCGCGUUGCACGCAUGGUGGUGCGCGUUGCACGCAUGGUGGUGCGCGUUGCACGCAUGGUGGUGCGCGUUGCACGCAUGGUGGUGCGCGUUGCACGCAUGGUGGUGCGCGUUGCACGCAUGGUGGUGCGCGUUGCACGCAUGGUGGUGCGCGUUGCACGCAUGGUGGUGCGCGUUGCACGCAUGGUGGUGCGCGUUGCACGCAUGGUGGUGCGCGUUGCACGCAUGGUGGUGCGCGUUGCACGCAUGGUGGUGCGCGUUGCACGCAUGGUGGUGCGCGUUGCACGCAUGGUGGUGCGCGUUGCACGCAUGGUGGUGCGCGUUGCACGCAUGGUGGUGCGCGUUGCACGCAUGGUGGUGCGCGUUGCACGCAUGGUGGUGCGCGUUGCACGCAUGGUGGUGCGCGUUGCACGCAUGGUGGUGCGCGUUGCACGCAUGGUGGUGCGCGUUGCACGCAUGGUGGUGCGCGUUGCACGCAUGGUGGUGCGCGUUGCACGCAUGGUGGUGCGCGUUGCACGCAUGGUGGUGCGCGUUGCACGCAUGGUGGUGCGCGUUGCACGCAUGGUGGUGCGCGUUGCACGCAUGGUGGUGCGCGUUGCACGCAUGGUGGUGCGCGUUGCACGCAUGGUGGUGCGCGUUGCACGCAUGGUGGUGCGCGUUGCACGCAUGGUGGUGCGCGUUGCACGCAUGGUGGUGCGCGUUGCACGCAUGGUGGUGCGCGUUGCACGCAUGGUGGUGCGCGUUGCACGCAUGGUGGUGCGCGUUGCACGCAUGGUGGUGCGCGUUGCACGCAUGGUGGUGCGCGUUGCACGCAUGGUGGUGCGCGUUGCACGCAUGGUGGUGCGCGUUGCACGCAUGGUGGUGCGCGUUGCACGCAUGGUGGUGCGCGUUGCACGCAUGGUGGUGCGCGUUGCACGCAUGGUGGUGCGCGUUGCACGCAUGGUGGUGCGCGUUGCACGCAUGGUGGUGCGCGUUGCACGCAUGGUGGUGCGCGUUGCACGCAUGGUGGUGCGCGUUGCACGCAUGGUGGUGCGCGUUGCACGCAUGGUGGUGCGCGUUGCACGCAUGGUGGUGCGCGUUGCACGCAUGGUGGUGCGCGUUGCACGCAUGGUGGUGCGCGUUGCACGCAUGGUGGUGCGCGUUGCACGCAUGGUGGUGCGCGUUGCACGCAUGGUGGUGCGCGUUGCACGCAUGGUGGUGCGCGUUGCACGCAUGGUGGUGCGCGUUGCACGCAUGGUGGUGCGCGUUGCACGCAUGGUGGUGCGCGUUGCACGCAUGGUGGUGCGCGUUGCACGCAUGGUGGUGCGCGUUGCACGCAUGGUGGUGCGCGUUGCACGCAUGGUGGUGCGCGUUGCACGCAUGGUGGUGCGCGUUGCACGCAUGGUGGUGCGCGUUGCACGCAUGGUGGUGCGCGUUGCACGCAUGGUGGUGCGCGUUGCACGCAUGGUGGUGCGCGUUGCACGCAUGGUGGUGCGCGUUGCACGCAUGGUGGUGCGCGUUGCACGCAUGGUGGUGCGCGUUGCACGCAUGGUGGUGCGCGUUGCACGCAUGGUGGUGCGCGUUGCACGCAUGGUGGUGCGCGUUGCACGCAUGGUGGUGCGCGUUGCACGCAUGGUGGUGCGCGUUGCACGCAUGGUGGUGCGCGUUGCACGCAUGGUGGUGCGCGUUGCACGCAUGGUGGUGCGCGUUGCACGCAUGGUGGUGCGCGUUGCACGCAUGGUGGUGCGCGUUGCACGCAUGGUGGUGCGCGUUGCACGCAUGGUGGUGCGCGUUGCACGCAUGGUGGUGCGCGUUGCACGCAUGGUGGUGCGCGUUGCACGCAUGGUGGUGCGCGUUGCACGCAUGGUGGUGCGCGUUGCACGCAUGGUGGUGCGCGUUGCACGCAUGGUGGUGCGCGUUGCACGCAUGGUGGUGCGCGUUGCACGCAUGGUGGUGCGCGUUGCACGCAUGGUGGUGCGCGUUGCACGCAUGGUGGUGCGCGUUGCACGCAUGGUGGUGCGCGUUGCACGCAUGGUGGUGCGCGUUGCACGCAUGGUGGUGCGCGUUGCACGCAUGGUGGUGCGCGUUGCACGCAUGGUGGUGCGCGUUGCACGCAUGGUGGUGCGCGUUGCACGCAUGGUGGUGCGCGUUGCACGCAUGGUGGUGCGCGUUGCACGCAUGGUGGUGCGCGUUGCACGCAUGGUGGUGCGCGUUGCACGCAUGGUGGUGCGCGUUGCACGCAUGGUGGUGCGCGUUGCACGCAUGGUGGUGCGCGUUGCACGCAUGGUGGUGCGCGUUGCACGCAUGGUGGUGCGCGUUGCACGCAUGGUGGUGCGCGUUGCACGCAUGGUGGUGCGCGUUGCACGCAUGGUGGUGCGCGUUGCACGCCGCGUUGCACGCAUGGUGGUGCGCGUUGCACGCAUGGUGGUGCGCGUUGCACGCAUGGUGGUGCGCGUUGCACGCAUGGUGGUGCGCGUUGCACGCAUGGUGGUGCGCGUUGCACGCAUGGUGGUGCGCGUUGCACGCAUGGUGGUGCGCGUUGCACGCAUGGUGGUGCGCGUUGCACGCAUGGUGGUGCGCGUUGCACGCAUGGUGGUGCGCGUUGCACGCAUGGUGGUGCGCGUUGCACGCAUGGUGGUGCGCGUUGCACGCAUGGUGGUGCGCGUUGCACGCAUGGUGGUGCGCGUUGCACGCAUGGUGGUGCGCGUUGCACGCAUGGUGGUGCGCGUUGCACGCAUGGUGGUGCGCGUUGCACGCAUGGUGGUGCGCGUUGCACGCAUGGUGGUGCGCGUUGCACGCAUGGUGGUGCGCGUUGCACGCAUGGUGGUGCGCGUUGCACGCAUGGUGGUGCGCGUUGCACGCAUGGUGGUGCGCGUUGCACGCAUGGUGGUGCGCGUUGCACGCAUGGUGGUGCGCGUUGCACGCAUGGUGGUGCGCGUUGCACGCAUGGUGGUGCGCGUUGCACGCAUGGUGGUGCGCGUUGCACGCAUGGUGGUGCGCGUUGCACGCAUGGUGGUGCGCGUUGCACGCAUGGUGGUGCGCGUUGCACGCAUGGUGGUGCGCGUUGCACGCAUGGUGGUGCGCGUUGCACGCAUGGUGGUGCGCGUUGCACGCAUGGUGGUGCGCGUUGCACGCAUGGUGGUGCGCGUUGCACGCAUGGUGGUGCGCGUUGCACGCAUGGUGGUGCGCGUUGCACGCAUGGUGGUGCGCGUUGCACGCAUGGUGGUGCGCGUUGCACGCAUGGUGGUGCGCGUUGCACGCAUGGUGGUGCGCGUUGCACGCAUGGUGGUGCGCGUUGCACGCAUGGUGGUGCGCGUUGCACGCAUGGUGGUGCGCGUUGCACGCAUGGUGGUGCGCGUUGCACGCAUGGUGGUGCGCGUUGCACGCAUGGUGGUGCGCGUUGCACGCAUGGUGGUGCGCGUUGCACGCAUGGUGGUGCGCGUUGCACGCAUGGUGGUGCGCGUUGCACGCAUGGUGGUGCGCGUUGCACGCAUGGUGGUGCGCGUUGCACGCAUGGUGGUGCGCGUUGCACGCAUGGUGGUGCGCGUUGCACGCAUGCACCCGCCUUUUGGCGCAGCGACUGCGGUGCAGCAAGGUGGUGGUGGGCAGCACGGCCACUCGCCUCGCAGCGCAUGUCAUUGCCGCCACUGCCAAGGUGAGGUGAUGGGAUGGGAGAGCAGCGACAGAGGGGGGCGGGAUGUUGGUGAGGGGGAUGAGCAGUUCUCUCUCAUUGCUUCUCAUAUCUAUCGCUCUUUGCCCUUCCCUCAUUCCACCCUCAACCCAUCCACUCCUUUCCUCCCCCCUUCCCCUCAUCGCCCCCAUCAGGCGCAGGGCUUUGCGCUACCAGCGGACCUGGCGGUGUGGGACGCACGGAGGGGCGUGCCGGUGGUGCGCCCGCUGCGCGACUGCUCUCUGCGCGACCUCGCCCUCCUCGCGCACCUCUCCCGCCUCCGCACCGCCUUCGCCCCCUCCCUCGCCACGCGUGCCUCCCUGCUGGGGGGCGCAGGGAGCGGGGCCACAGGGGGGGCGGAGAGCAUCAAUGCGCUGGCGGCGUCGUUCCUGGAGGGGCUGCAGAGGGAGAGCAGCGGGCGCCAGUUCACCGUCACUCGCACCGCCCUCAAACUGCAACCCUUCCCCUUCAACCUCCCCCCUUCCCUCGCACCCCCCUCCCCCACUGCUGCUGACUCCCCCCCUCCGCCCCUCUGCGCCAUCUGCCUCGCCCCCCUCCCCCCGCCUGCUCUCAACCCCCCACCCCCGCCUGACCCCCCUGCUUCUGCUGUUGCUCCAGCAGCCGCCGCCCCUGCCCCGCCCCUACACCCCCUCUCCACCCCUCUCUGCUGCAGCUGCCGCUGGGGCGUGGUGGGAGCAGGGGGGCGGGUGGGGGGAAGGGCUGGGGGAGGGGGAGCAGAAAGGGGAAGGGAGAACGGGGAGGGGGGACGGAGGAAGGCAGAGGAGGGAGGAGGGGGAGCAGGUGCGGGUGGAGCGGCGGGGGUGGCGGGGCUGCCAGAGGCGUUUCUGGCGCGGGGGAGGGCGGGCAGUGCCAGCUAUGCUGAGUGGCUCAGGCAGUGCGAGAGGAGCAUGAUCACGGACUGCCUGCUGGACGCCCACUGA